This is a messenger RNA of Mobula hypostoma (lesser devil ray), 2075 nucleotides long. Its product is annotated as coiled-coil domain-containing protein 17-like. Bases 1 to 2007 code for a protein of 668 amino acids. The record is from RefSeq and is a predicted model, not a curated record. NCBI's taxonomy places the organism in Eukaryota, Metazoa, Chordata, Chondrichthyes, Myliobatiformes, Myliobatidae. The transcript has 13 exons.
AUGACGCCCAGGUACUUAAGGUGUUCCAGCUGCAACAUGACCUUUAAAUCCUUGUCCUUGCUUCGAAAGCACCAGACAAAGUUUUGCAUUGGGACCGAGAUCGGCAGAGGAUUAGUAACGAAAACCCCAGAAAAUGUGCUUGAUCAGCUGAAAGACUACAGACAACGCCGUGAGGAGCAACGAAAGCAACGUGAAAUGGAAGAGCGAGAGAUCUUGGCAGAAAUGGAUGAGAAGGAGAGAAGAUUAAUGAAUGAUAACCUGGUGCCUUACAGUCAGUUAACACUUGACCAGGAGGAUCCCAUCCCCAAAGAGCAGUGGAUGCGGGAACACAAGAAUCAGUUGCAGAACCUGGCACAGAACCACGGAGAACAUGUGACUGGUAUAUUACUGCAUAACAAGGAGCUGGAGGAGCAGAGAGCAGAGAUUGUGAGAAGAUUAAAUGAAUUGUCAGAAAAAAGCAAGAACUUUUCUCAGUUGGAGAAAAUGUUGGCAGAACUUAAGGCACGAGAAUACAAAAACAAGCUGCUCCUGGAUUCAAUGAAGCAACAGCUGGAAAUCCUACAGCUGGACUCGAUACAAAAUAAAGCUGUAAGUAGACAGAGCACUUUGCACUCACGCCCCUCAAAGAGAAAGGACAUUGUUCAGCAGGCACAGACCUUUGUGCCUUUCUAUGGUGGAGGAAGCCUAUCAUCUGAAAUCAGCGCCCUGCGGCUGUCCUACCUGCAGAAUGGUGGCAACGAUCAGCUGAUCCUUGUGCAGUUACAUGACCUCUUAGCAGAAGCUCUACAAGUGGAACGGAGAGUGAAACUGUCGAGAACUCAUCGGAAGGACAGAACCUACAGAGGGCAUGAUACACUUCGACGCAAUCUGGAUUUUGAACUGAUCUCUACGGAGAUAGAAAAUCAACGUCUGGAGGAAGGAAUUCUGAAGCUGCAGCUGAAGCGACAAAGAAACCACAGAAGAGAAAAGCCACUGAAGACUUCCAUUGGGCAAAGAUUAACCUUAUCAGAAGGAGAUGAGAAAGAUCAAGUACAGAUAACAUGGAAAGACAAUAACCAGAAAAUGAAGGCUCUGAAAACAGAAAUUGAUCUUUUGAAACAAGAUCUGGAGAUUCAGCGUCUUCAGCGCCAUAUGAGGAGCUCAAAGAUUAGAGACCAUCCUGCUGUUCCCCUUCCAACGCCUGCGCACCUGCCAGUGGAGGACAUGAAGCCUCAAACUCCAGCUCUUGCUAAGCAGUUCCUGGAUUCCAGUGAGGGAUUUGGACCUGCUCCUUAUGACCCAGUAGCUGGUUUUGUGGUGUUCUAUGAUUUCUUGCUAGGGUUGGAUCCUCUUUAUCGGGUUAGCCGCCUGGUUGUGGGGCUAUACCAUGGCAAACAGGAGAUGGGAGAUCCUUCCCCACUUCCAGCUGCCUACUGUGACAUCAGCAACUCAUCUUCCUAUUUCUCAGACACCAGUGGGGGCAACGGCGCAAUCCUGGCCGUCAAGCAAGUUGUCCCCAGGGUACGUCCAUCUCCCAGCAUCAGUCUUGUUGUGGAACUUCAGGCUUCUGGUGGCAUUGAUCCCUAUGGACACGACAUCAACCGACUUGUCUCACGAGGCUGGAUCAAGGCAGAUAUUUUUGACAGUCAGAAUUGUGUAAUCAGUGGCCGAUGGAAGGUUCCAGUUCGUGUUCUUCCAGUUAUUCCAUCCAUGACCACGGGUGAACUGAAUGGAGUGCCUCAGUUGGGAAAUGCAGAGUUAUACUUUCGUUUAGUCAAUGCAAGGGAUGCCAAUGUCCAGACACCUGCUGCUAUUGAUCCCAACAAUGCCAGACUGUAUAAAUACCCACCACUGGCUGCAGUACGCACGAUUAUCCCCAUUGAUGGUCCAUUUGCAUCCUAUCAUCCACCUAACCAUCACACAACAAUGCAGCUGAUCUACCCUACUUUUGGAGAGAGCGUGGACCCUCCUCCUCCCUCUGCUGACACUGUGGUCCUCCAUUACUCUACCUCUGCUCGAACUCAAUAAGGAUAGACAAUAGCUUGAAAAAGCUACAUUCGGAUAUGUACAACACUGUUUAAUUUAGCUGAAUGGCA